CAAGGGGAGGUUCCCACGUUAGUUUUGUGUGGGUCACCUGAGAGAGAGAGAGAGAGAGAGAGAGAGGGGAGAGGAAGCCACUGCACCUUUCAGUCUUGCUCACCUGGCCGAGCCGUGCACAAGUGUGUAGUCCAGUAUGUGACGAGGCAGAAGGCAAGAAGGGAAAACAGUGAGGCUUUCAACCUGGAAAGCAAGUGUGACCAGUGACGUUUGGACUGUAACUACUACUACUACUACUACUACUACUACUACUACUACUACUACCGGUGUUUGAGGUUCUCCAACCCUGCUCCGCCCUUCCAGUAUAUAAGCGUCAAGCAGGAAACGGAUACUGUGAUACACGAUUUGGAUUCCUGAGUAAACAACGAGGAGAAAAGAUAAACACAAGUACCAUCACUGACCCAGUUACCAACAAUGCACCAAAAGAAUUAAAAGGAAAGGAUCACCAUUACAACCACCACCACUACUGCUACUUCUACAACAAAAGCUACUGUUACCACCACCAUGGCGGACCUCACGCAACUCUCAGAGCGGUUCCAAUGGCCAGAUUACCUCGUGUUUGCGCUGAUGCUGGCGGUGUCAGCGGUGAUUGGAAUAAUCUACGGGUGUUUUGGCAAGAAGCAAGACACGAAGGAGUUUCUGAUGGCUGGCAAGUCAAUGACAACCUUUCCCGUGGCUAUGUCCCUCAUUGCAAGUUUCAUGUCAGCCAUCACCUUACUAGGAACGCCAUCUGAGGUGUACCAGAAUGGCUUUAUCUACUGGCUGAUCGGGUUCUCCUACAUCAUGGUGAUGCCCGCUGCUGCUUACCUGUACUUCCCGGUAUUCUACAAGCUGCAGGUGACUUCAGCUUAUGAAUACCUGGAGAAGAGGUUUGACAAAUCAGUCAGGCUGCUUGGAUCCACUGUCUUCAUCAUACAGAUGUGUCUGUACAUGGCCAUCGUGGUGUACGCUCCAGCACUCGCCUUGGCCCAAGUCACUGGAUUCAAUGUUUAUAUCUCCGUCUCCCUCAUCUGCUUUGUCUGCAUCUUCUACACGACUCUCGGAGGCAUGAAGGCCGUGCUGUGGACUGAUGCAUUGCAGACCGUCAUCAUGUACGCCAGCAUGAUGUUCGUGAUCAUCAAAGGAGCAGUAGACGUGGGCGGGUUUGAAUACGUGUGGCAGAAGAACGUGGAGAGCGGGCGUGCUGUGCUGAUCGACUUUGACCCAGACCCAACCACGCGCCACACCUUCUGGACCCUGAUCGUCGGCGGCUACUUCACCUGGAUCACCAUCUACGGCGUCAACCAGGCCCAGGUGCAACGGUACCUGAGUGUGCAGACCAAGCAGAUGGUGACUCAAGCUCUGUUCAUCAACCUGGUGGGCCUGUUUAUCCUGAUGAUCACUUGUGCCUUCGGCGGGAUGGUAGUCUACGCAAAGUACGCCGACUGUGACCCGAUCAGUGCUGGUAUCGUGUCCAAGGGUGACCAGCUGUUUCCCCUCUUUGUCAUGGAUACACUGGGACAGUUCAGAGGUCUUCCCGGUCUCUUCGUUGCUGGCAUCUUCUCCGGGGCUUUGAGCACCGUGUCGUCAGGAAUGAACUCCCUCGCUGCUAUCGUUCUCGAGGACUUCAUCAAGGGCAGCUUCUUGCCUCACCUUUCUGACGAAGCCUCUACCUGGUGGUCUCGUGGUCUUUCCCUCUUCUUCGGUCUGCUCACCUUCGCGCUGGUCUUCGUGGCGGAACAGCUCGGGAACAUCCUAUCAGCUGCUCUCAGUAUCUUCGGCAUGGUGGGCGGUCCUCUGCUGGGCUUGUUCACCCUGGGCAUGUUCUUCCCUUGGGCCAACCGACGGGGAGCCUUCGUCGGUGGCAUUGUCAGUCUCAUCCUCCUCUUCUGGAUCGGCAUCGGGCACCAAGUAGCAAAGGCUUACGGUCAGAUCACCAGUACGCCCAUGCCCACCAGUACUGAAGGCUGCGAUCUUUUGAAUAUCACCAUGGAAGCUGUCACCACCGCCGCCACCACCAUAGCCACAAACACCACUGUAGAAGAGCCAGGUGAACCACUGGGCAUCUUCCGCCUGUCUUACAUGUGGUACUCAGCGACUGGCUGCUUCACCGUGAUCGUGGUGGGCAUGAUCGUGUCAGUGCUCACGGGGCUGCAGGACGUGAAGACCCUCGACCCAGUGCUGCUCUCCCCCGGCCUCCUGUGGGUGCAGCGGUGGAUCCCAGGCCUUGAGGAACUUGGAGAGAACUGCAACGAGGGUGAGACGCUGAGUGACAUCAAGGUGGCGCCAGUGCUCAACGGCGGCACUGUCAACCCGGGCUUUGAAGCAGAUCUCGGGGAAAAGAAGCGGUCGAAGAACAGCUACUCCCCCAACGAGAAGGAGAGCGCCAGGUUGUAAGGAGCGAAACAGUCUGAUACGUCCACUCGCUCACACCUUCCUUGCCAAUGAGAAGGCUCUUUGCUGCAUUGCAAUAUACGUUGUCGUCUUAAUGUUAGAGUUUGGACAGACACAAGCUGAUGCUGGUGCUUGAAUGAUGCACGCCUCCUUCUUGCCAGUGUAGAGAUAAAUUAGGCUUGUGUAGCGCGGCUCAGUGACAUGUAGAACAGACUUCUGUAGAGGAAAUGGAAGGAACAAGCAGGGGAAGCAACCCUUGCAUUCCCCGUAACGUAAGAAAGAUCUUAAAAAAUACUAAUGUACAUAACAUAUAUGUUCGUAAUAGGUCAAAACUGCUGUGUCUUUUUAUAAUUCUUAUUUUUUGUAUGCCAUGAAAAAUUUGUCAUGCCAUAAAGCUAAAACAUAUAAAGAAGCCAAUAUUCACACAGAUUAUAAUUUUGUACGGCAUGAAAGCUGUUUUAAGGGAUAGAGCUAAAACAGGUAAAGGAAAUCAAUAUUGGCACAAAUUGACACAAUAUUGAUACAAAUUGACAGAUUCAUACAUGUGUCUGUCUUUGAAGGAGCAGGACAAAUCUUGCCACACGCGCUUGAUUAGGAAAGCCAACUUGAAAAAGUGUUAUUAAACGCCUCUGUCUUUCAUUUCAACAAGUUCUUCUAGUCACUCUUGCUCUGGUGGAAGUUACUGAAGUUUCAAGAGUGCUUUCAUGAUUUCAGUGGCAGUUAAACAAGGAUUUUUCAUCAAUAGAUAAAAACAUUCGUGUGAAUUUCACUCCACCUCCAUGGCUUUUGAAAACAGUCUUGAUGAGAGAAUGAAGUGUUUAAGAAUACAUGGCAAGCUUGACGCGUAUGGUGUUUUUUUUUUUUUUUUUGUGAACUGAAGUGUACUAGUAAAAUGCUCAGGUAUUCUCGAUGGUGCAACCACACAAGCUGUUUUGUAUGGAUGAUCAGUUAGUUUUGUGGCACCUUCUUGUUUUUUAAUAAUUUCUAUGUAUUUUUGGGGACUGACUACGUGCCUGUCAAGAAGUAUAUGUUAUUAUUAUUUUUCCUUUGAAAGCUGGCGUUCUGUAGGAUAUGUUUCCUUCUCCAUUAUGGCCUUAUUUAAAUGCAUAUCCCUUCCAUACUGACUUAAAGAAACCUCUGCUUAUUGAACAUCUUCCCUUCUACCGAAAUACGAAACUGCUGAAGAAAUUUAUAUUACAAAUUACUGCACUCAAAUAUCGUCUAUAUGUAUGUAUGGUCAGGGUAAAAUAUACUUAGAAGCAUUUACAAAACCACAGAGCUACAGAAUCUAAAACCAUAUAAAAGGAAACAUUCUCUGUGCAGCCCUGGCUUAAUCCAAUUUUAGUUCACUUUUAUCCAAGCACCGAAUCACUAUUCCACGUGUCGAAUGUUCAGUAUUUACAAGAUUUGACUCCAAACUAUCUCAUAUUUCAUCAUCUCAUCUCGACUUUCAACAGGCUCCAGUGCAGGUUACUGGUGGUUUUCCAAGGGUGUUUUCAUGAUACCGAUAGUUCAACAAGAAUUCUGCAUCAUCAGUGGAGAAAAACAUCCUUGAGAACCACAGUUAUGAUCUCCAUGGCCUUUGGAAAAUCAUUCUUAUCACGUAUUCUUUAUUCCCUCAUGAUUAUUUUCAAAAGCCACCGAGAUGAUUAGUCAGGUUCUCAUGGUUACUUUUUCCCCUGCUUGCUAAACAAUUUCUAGACCUUCAAGCACUCCGCUGAGAACCACAAUAACUUCCACUAGUACAGCUUGUUGAAGGUACAUAAGAAAAGACCAUCAAUAGAGAACAAAUAAUUUAAGAAUCUCAUAGUCCACAUAUUUAUUCUUCAAGUCAUCAGGUGGGGUAGCAAUAAGGAGUAAUAAGGAUCAGACUACCUAAGAGCGUCACAUUACGUGAAUCUUGAGUCUUCCAUUGAAUCGACCACCUGAUCUCCUUCCUUCCCGUCUUGGUGUUCAGCUUGUCUUCCGUCCUCAUCCGUCCUCGCGAGGCCAGUGGAGGUAGGGGUCCUCGCUGAUCUCCACGUAUAUGUACUAGUGUGUAAAUCCCCACCUCCGAACAGCCAGUGGUGCUUUACGUUGCUAUAAGCGUGUUUUCUGAAUUGAGAGGUUCCAGUGCCUUCCUUGUGGUGUUAUACUUUGUGCUGGCUGUCAGUCUUAUCUUAAAUAACUUUGGUUUCCUUCUUUCUUCCUUUUUUAGUUUUCUUUCUUUCUUUCUUUCUUUCUUUCUUUCUUUCUGCCUGUCUGUCUGCUUGUCUGUCUUUUCUUUUUUCUCAUUUUUAUUUUUUUCUUUGCUUCUCUCUUUCCUUCCUUCCUUCUUUCUUCUAUAUUUUUUUCCUUUCUUUCCUUCUUUAUUUUUUUAUAUUUUUCUUCCUUCUUUCCUUCUUUCUCCUUUCAUUUUCUUUCUUUACCUCUUUCUUUUUUAUUUCUUUCUUUUUCCUUCCUUUUCUCCUUCAUUUCUUUCUUUCAUGAGAGAUCAAAAAAUGUGAGAAAAAUGUUCUUCGCCCUUUCAAUUGAUGCGAGUCUUUGUCACAAAAAAAAAAAAAGGGAAUCUGAAAACCUACUCGUGUUAUUCAAGGUAUCAGUCCUAAAAACAUGCUGAGCUCUGCCUUGCCUUGCUUCGCCUUCUCCUCACUAUGCAAUAAUCAACGUGAUUUUAAAUACUGACUUAUCCUUGGUGAAUUUCUACUUGUAAUUAUAUUUGUGUCACUCUCACCCAUUCCCUACGUACACUCCAGCUUCGUCAGCUUCACCUAAUUGCUUUGUCAUUCUUUGGGUAUAGCGAUCCUGUUGGGAAAGAAGACAGGGUAUCAAUAUCAGCAUCAGUAUAUACAUUCCCUUCACCUUUUCGCUCUAAUAUUUAUGAUGGAACGUUUUUUAUGUGCAUCGUAAAGAAGAAAGGAAUUUGUAUUAUGUAUAGGAACUGAAUGUUUGGAAUUAUACCUUUUAAGUAUAUAUUUUUUUAAUAUCAAAAUUUUUAAUUGUUAUUGUCUUUUUAACUAUUAUUAUUAUUAUUAUUAUUAUUAUUAUUAUUAUUAUUAUUAUUUUUACUAUGAUGAUGAUGAUGAUGAUGAUGAUGAUGAUGAUGAUGUGUGUAUGCUUUGUAUGUUUAUACGUAUGUUUGUUUACGAUAUUAUGCCGCUUGUCCUUCAUUGUUUACCUAAAUAUUUAUUUAUCUGUCUAUCUGUUUAUCUAUUUUAUUUAUCUAUUUACGCGCGUCAGUCUCUAUAUCUUUGCAAACAGUAUUCUAACUUUUAUAUAUAUUCACAAAGAUUUCUAGAUAGUAUAUAUUUUCUAACGUCUUUCAUUACUAAAUGUUUUAAUCCUCAAUCUUUCCAUUUUGUAUUUUUCAUUACUUUUUUUUCUUUUUUUUUUUAGAUUACUAUUCCUUUAUUUUUAACACUUUGCUUGUUUUUUGUUUACUUUUCUUUUCCCUUUUUUUUUCCUGUAAAUCACAGACAAUAAUAAUAAUCUUAGCGUUCUCUCUCCCUUGGCAUCAGUGAACAGGCUUGUCGCGGCUGGAAAAGUAGUAGUAGCAUUUGAGCAUGUAUAUUUUUAUGCUAUUAUAAUGUAUGAUCAGGGUUUGGUAAUGUAAUGCAUUAGUAACUACCACUUAAUGUAUUAUUAUUAUUAUUAUUAUUAUUAUUAUUAUUAUUAUUAUUAUUAUUAUUAUUAUUAUUAUUAUUACUACUACUACUACUACUACUACUACUACUACUACUGCUACUACUACUACUAGCAUUAUACUAUUAUUACACAUUUUUUUUAUUCAUAAUGAUAAUCUCACAACUUUUUUAAUCUUAUCAAUGUUAUUUAUGUAUAAACAGGGUGUCCCCAAAAAUUUGACAUCAUUUGAGAUGUCCAUAUCGGAGUAACUACAUGGUCAAGAGAAAUUAAACUCAAUAGGUUUAAUUUUGAAGAUAAGUUUUAUUCUACAUUUUGAAUAUAACAAGUUUUAUUCUACAUUUUGAAUAUAACAAGUUUUAUUCUACGUUUUGAACAUGAGUUUUAUUUUACAUUUUGAACAUAACAGUUUUUAUUCUACAAAGUUGCAACAAAAAAUCUGUGAAAUGGUAAUUUUGUAAUGUUUCAAAAUUAUUACAAAUGU
Molecule: messenger RNA, 6478 nt
Organism: Scylla paramamosain (green mud crab)
Lineage: Eukaryota; Metazoa; Arthropoda; Malacostraca; Decapoda; Portunidae
Product: sodium-coupled monocarboxylate transporter 2-like
Exons: 14
Coding region: 505-2376 (623 amino acids)
Biological process (GO): sodium ion transport; transmembrane transport
Cellular component (GO): membrane
Molecular function (GO): symporter activity
Source: RefSeq, a predicted model, not a curated record